AUGGCCAAAUGGGAGCUGGCCAGGGAUAAGCUUGUUGAGCUGUUUGGCAGCACUCGAGAUGAAUGGAUGGCCGAAGAUCUUCAGGGUUGGCUGGCGCCUAACAGGAUGUACGAUGGGCUCCCAGAGGCUCUGAAAGCUGCAGUUGAGCACAAAGAAGUAUACAUUGUCACAACAAAACAGGCCCGUUUCACGGCAACACUAUUGCAAGAAAUGGCAGGGUUUGAGUUCCCACUUGAGAAGAUAUUCUCCACAACUGUGUCUGGGCAACCAAAGACAGAGGUCUUGGAAAACCUGGAAGGAGCCCACCCUGGAAUGAAUUAUAUGUUUAUUGAGGACAAGUUGGCCACGCUUCAGAAGGUGUGUGCUGAUUCGAAACUCAACCGCUGGCAGCUGCUGUUCGCUGACUGGGGCUACAAUACACUGCCACAAAGAAACAUUGCCAGCGCAGAUUCCCGCAUGCGGCUUGUGUCUCUGCAAGAAUUCGCAAGCAUGUUGGCCGAAUAA
Messenger RNA from Ostreobium quekettii, 504 nucleotides. The record is from the annotation of a GenBank genome assembly. Lineage: Eukaryota; Viridiplantae; Chlorophyta; Ulvophyceae; Bryopsidales; Ostreobiaceae.